AUGGCCGCACGCAUGCAAGACCAAGGGCCCUGGCAAUCAUUACGGCGCUCUUUGCGGUUGCUGCUGGUAGCCUCUCCAAACGUCAGCUCGCGUACCAACACACCGAAUCAAGGAAACAAGUUGAGGAAAAUCUCACCCGAAGUGGCGACUCCAGACAAAGCAAGGCAAACAACACAUUUGACUUCCCAGCUAAUAUUUGCAGGUCGUCUUUGCUUCUGCGAGAUGUCUGUCAUUGUGCGAUAUGAGAACACGCUUGAGCCAUCUGGAGCCAAUUAUGGGGAAGGCCAGAAAUACCAGCAGACGGAGCGUGUGAGGUUACGCAACAUAUCCAUCAAGCCGGGGCUCUAUAAGAACUAUGAGAAUUUGAAGUGGUUUGAGGGUAGCUGUUGUUGGACAUUCUGUUGA
Histoplasma capsulatum G186AR is the source of this 405-nucleotide messenger RNA. RefSeq lists its product as uncharacterized. Bases 1 to 405 code for a protein of 134 amino acids. NCBI's taxonomy places the organism in Eukaryota, Fungi, Ascomycota, Eurotiomycetes, Onygenales, Ajellomycetaceae. The transcript has 3 exons. The record is from RefSeq and is a predicted model, not a curated record.